UGGAGGCAGUCGUACGAUUGACUUCUGGCAGAGCUUGUACUGUGCGUGACGUAUGGCUCAUGAGGACACCAGGUGGUGGACUGGUUUCCUCUGGAGAUUGUGGUGCUGCAGGUGAUUCAGAAGGACCUGGUGUUGGAGCACUGGCUUCAGGCUCUGGCAUUUUUCCUCCACUUGUUGUUUUCGUUAUUACCAAAUCGUGAAGAUGCUCACGUACUCAUAUCUGGGUUUAUUGUCAACUCAGUACGCCUCUUGUAGGUUAUAAUGGAUGACGAAACGUCAGGAGUUGAGUCAGAUAAGAUGGCUAGAGUAAUACCUGACUAAUCGAGUGGGGAUCGUGUGUCCGGAUUCCCCCUCAAAAUCCAAAAAACUGAUUUUAUCAGUACUCCAGCAACAAUUGAGCACAAGGUUUUUAUCUUCUCCCCUCAUUCAUUGGAACUGCACUUUGAAGUGGUAAUUACUCAUUGGACGAGUCCCCAUUGGGAAUUUUUUUAGUUGUUUAGUGCUGGAGUGUAAAGUGUUUUACGUGGGGAAUUGGAAUAAAAUGGGAGUCUUCACUUCACGCUCUCAUUCUAGCGCAUUGUGGGGGGAAUUACGCGACACUGCCAUCUGCAAUACUUGUGGGAGAAGGACGACAAUCGGUGAUUCACCAAUGUUGUCGGUUUUCUCUCCCUCUUUUUUAGUGUUGCUCGCUGUUGGAUGGUGUUGUCUCGCUCGCGGUUUUACUCGGGAGUGCUCGGGAGUUUCAAAACAAAACAUAACCUUGCGGUGGUGAAGAACGAAUGCCAGCCGAUUGUUGUUCUCGGUCUAGUGUGGUCUAGUGUUUGAGUUGAACGGUUGGAAGGAACGUCUCAGGACAAUGGAGGACGAGGGAAUGGAGCUGAGUGCUGAGGGCAUUGAAAUUAACGAGAAAGUUGAUGUGGUGAGUGGAUUUUUGGAGGGGGACGAGGAGGGGGACAGCCUGGUGGCUCCGGAGGGCGAGGAGUGCGAUCUGGGGGAUGAUGAUGAGGAUGAGGAUGAUGACGAUGAUGCGGAUGAGGCUGAGGUCAAGCAGCUGGAGGGAGUCCUCGCGGAGAAUCCUUACGAUUAUGCCAGCCAUGUGGCGGUUAUCACCAAACUGCAGAUGAUGGGGGAUUUGGAGAGGCUCAGGAUCGCCAGGGAGAGGAUGAGCGACAAGUAUCCUUUGAGCCCCGAGCUGUGGCUCGCGUGGCUCAGGGAUGAGAUGAAACUCGCGGUGAGCGAGGGGGAGAGGAGAGCUGUUGAGGAACUGUGCGAGAGAGCUGUUAAGGAUUAUUUGUCUGUUGAAGUAUGGCUGGAGUACCUCCAAUUCAACAUUGGAUCAAUGGGGAGUGACAAAAAUACAACAGACAAAGUGAGACAAUUGUUUGAGAGAGCACUAACUGCAGCUGGUUUGCAUUUUACCAAAGGUGCCAUUAUUUGGGAAGCUUUUCGAGAGUUCGAGAAUGUAUUAGUAUCAUUGGCGUCGAAUGACUCUGAAAAAAAGGAGCAAUUGGAUCGCGUUGGAGCUCUCUUCCGUCGUCAACUGGGCUGUCCCCUUCUCGGCAUGGAGAAAACCUGGGACGAGUUCAGCGCAUGGCGCUCCGACGAAGGAAAAGAAGCAACAAUGGACGAUAACACCACCGCCAUAAUUUACAAGCGUGCCUUGGACAUCUCAAUCCCUCGCAUUCCAUUCGAGGAGAAGCUCCUAUCGUCCCAGAAUGAGAUUGAACUCCUGGACGUCUACAAAGCAUACCUCCUCUACGAGAAGCAGCACGGGGAUCCAGGUAGAGUGACAGUCCUGUACGAAAGAGCAAUAACAGAGCUGAGCCUCGAGUGGCAGCUGUGGCUGGACUACCUCGAGUACGUCGAGUCAAAGAUCAAGAUGGAGACAGUUGUGUCCCCAAUCUACGAACGAGCCACGAGGAAUGUCCCCUGGAUAUCGAAAAUUUGGAUAAAAUGGCUGAGGUCCCUUGAAAAAUGGGAGAAGCCUCUCCUAGAGGUCCAGAGGAUCUUGGAGCUGGCCCUGAUCGCAGGAUUCUCCAGUGCUGAUGACUGCAGGAACGUCUGGAUGACGUAUCUCGAGUAUUUACGUCGAAGAGCGGACCCAGACUCCCCGGAGAAGGAGAAACAACUCGAGGUGCUUGAGAGAGCCUUCAACAAGGCCUGUGAGCACUUGGCCAAGUCCUUCGGGCUUGAUGGAGAUCCCCAGUGCGUUGUGCUUCAGUUCUGGGCGAGGACUGAAGCCAUUCAUGCUGGCAAUAUGGACAGGUCCAGGAGCUUGUGGUCGGAUAUACUGUCUCAGGGGCAUUCUGAGAGGGCUGCCAGCUGGCUGGAGUACAUCACCCUGGAGAAAUGUUAUGGGGACACUAAACAUCUUCGUAAACUUUAUCAGAAGGCUCUGGCUGCUGUCAAGGACUGGCCAGAGAGCAUCGCCAAUUCUUGGAUUGAUUUCGAGAGGGAUGAGGGGACGCUCGAGCAGAUGGAGAUUUGUGAGGCUAAGAGUAAGGAGAGGUUGGCGAAAAUUGCUGAGGAGAGGGGAAAAGUUCAGGAUCAGGGGGAAGGGAGUUCUGGGUAUGGGAAGAAGGAGAUGGUUAAAAAGGGGAAGAGGAGGCAUGAGGAGGUUGGUGGGAAGUGGGAGAAUCUUGGAGUUACUCCAAGGAAACAGAAUAAAGUGGAGAGAGCUCCAGGUAAAGUCCCACCCAGGGUUGAGAAGAAUAGAGAAAAAGUUGAGGAGAAGAGCGAGAGGAAGGGAACCCCUCCUCCAGGGUUUAAACCACCUCCAGGGGAGGAGUCGAUGGACACCAGUCAGGACAUUGACGACAAAAUAUCCAUCUUCGUCAGUAAUUUGGAUUAUGCAACUAGUGAGGAGGAAGUUAGAGAGGCGUUGAGCCCAGUUGAGCCAAUAAGUUUGGUCAAGAUGAUUACUGACUACAAGGGCAGGAGCAAGGGCUUUUGUUAUGUCACGUUGAGCAGUUCUAAUGCUGUCGAGGAUGCUUUGAAACUGGAUAGAACUCCAAUCAAUGGACGACCCAUGUUUAUCUCUCGUUGUGACCCGAAUAAAACUACUCGGGGGAACGCUUUCAAAUAUGCAUCCAUUUUGGAGAAGAAUAAGCUUUUCGUUAAAGGCCUCCCGGUAAAAACUACGAAAGAGGACCUAGAAACAAUAUUCAAGGCUUAUGGACCCCUCAAAGACGUACGAAUCGUGACAUAUCGAAACGGCCACUCGAAAGGUCUCGCCUACGUUGAAUUCGAGGACGAAAAUGCAGCGAGUAAAGCAGUACUAGCGACUGAUGGAUUAACCAUCGACGACAAGGUGAUUAGUGUGGCAAUUAGUAAGCCUCCUGAACGGAAGAAGAACCCGGAGGAGCCUCUGAUCAAAUCACUGGGAGGCACCACAACCAGUAGAACUCACUUCGGUGUACCUAAGACUCUCCUCUCGAUGAUUCCACGAAAUGUGAAGCCAGCUGCGAAUGGUAUUACUGCGGGGAAAACCGAUGCUAAACCACUGAAUAAUCAAGAUUUUCGAAACAUGCUUUUGAAUAAAAAAUCAUAAAACGGCGUUUUUUUUAUUAUUCUUAUGAUAUUGUGUUAUAAAAAUCUAUGUGAUGAACAUAGACAUGAUAAAUGAUAGGAAGGGCGAUGUAUAUUCCAUUCUAAGACUUAAAAUAUGACUGGAAAGAAUGAAAAACGUAUUCAUAAUUACCAUAGGAAUAAUAAGAAUAAAUAGAACAGAGAUUUAUGUACAAAAAAAAUUAUGAUACAUUAUUUCUCAUAA
Molecule: messenger RNA, 3772 nt
Organism: Diachasma alloeum
Lineage: Eukaryota; Metazoa; Arthropoda; Insecta; Hymenoptera; Braconidae
Product: squamous cell carcinoma antigen recognized by T-cells 3
Exons: 6
Coding region: 857-3550 (897 amino acids)
Biological process (GO): RNA processing
Molecular function (GO): protein binding; RNA binding
Source: RefSeq, a predicted model, not a curated record